Talaromyces rugulosus is the source of this 2514-nucleotide messenger RNA. RefSeq lists its product as uncharacterized. The record is from RefSeq and is a predicted model, not a curated record. Bases 1 to 2514 code for a protein of 837 amino acids. Lineage: Eukaryota; Fungi; Ascomycota; Eurotiomycetes; Eurotiales; Trichocomaceae. The transcript is spliced from 2 exons. Gene Ontology annotation, biological process: carbohydrate metabolic process.
AUGGUUUACAAUUUUCGAAGCAGUUUUCUGCUUAGCGUUAUCGCUGUGUUGUCUGGCGUUUCCAAUGCUGCUCCAAGCGAUACUGGAAAAGGGCUGAAGAAUGCCUCGUAUACGCCGGUAGAUUUCGGCGUUGGUACAACUCCGAUUAUCAACGGCCUUCAACCCUUCUCCUCAUCCAGCAAUGUGACGCUCAACCCAUCUGCACCAGUUCUAACUCUGGACUACGGGGCGGAAAUCGCGGGAUUUCCAUAUUUUGAAGUCACCUCACUUGGAGGAUCAUCAGCUCAAAUUGAGAUAAAGUAUUCGGAGCCGUUUGCAGGACUGAAUCUGAGCACUGGAGACGGUCCUUGGCUCUACACCAAUGGAUUGAUGAACUCAUUCCGUACCGAGACAUUCAAUAUCACCACUACCGGCAGAACAGAAUCGUUCUUCAUUCAGGGAGGGCAGCGCUGGCAGACGAUCACGCUGUUAUCAAAUACAUCGAUCUCAAUCAGAAACGUAGGCUUUCGCGCUUCGGUCAACAUAAAACCUUCAGAUCAGCUUGUCGGAGCAUUUUCAUCAUCCAACGAUAGUUAUGACGGACUAUGGAGCCUUGGUGCUCGCGCUGUACAAGCAGCCUGCGUUGAAGCCAACUCACAGCCUUCAACUUGGGAGAUUUCCAACGACGGCGCACUUAUCCGUGGACAAUAUCCUGGCGUUUCUGCCCUAGGCCUGGGUUACAGUAAUUACACCAUGUCAUUUACUACAAAAAUUACCAAGGGUGGAACGGGUUGGAGAGUAUCUGCAGGUGCGAAUGCUGGAUAUGGAGCAUAUUUUAUCCUGACGAGUGAUGGACCCCAGUACUUGAGUACUAACAAUACCGUGAUCCCAACAAACAGUGUGAUCGCCGGCUUUGGAUUUAGUAUUGUUGACUUCUACUUGCAAUCUGCCCCCCCGCUCUAUUAUGCAAAUCCUAUCCCGAUUUCAGAAGACCAGUGGUAUCGCGUGAGUACUACCAUUGGCCCAUCAGGUUACAAUAUCUCCGUCAAUGGCACGCAAUUUGCCUUCGUUCCUUAUACAACAUUCCAACCCUAUUUGCAUUCAGGGUUUGGUUCAACAAACGCAAUUACAGACGGCUCAUGGGGGUUUGGACCAUUUAUGGAUCAGGCCGCAUAUUUCAAGGAUGUUGAAGUCGUUGCACAAAAUGGCACGACACUAUACACCAAUCCCCUCACCUCGACCGAUGUUUUAUCAGAGUAUUUGGUCGCACCUAACGCCGAAGCCGUCUGCUUAGAUGGCCCAAAGAGAGAUCGAGAAAUUUGGAUUGGAGACUUUUCUCACACUGCAAAGGAGCUCGCUGUUAGCACGGGGAGAUAUGACUUUAUCCAAAGCAUGAUCGAAUUCACAUUCAAAAGACAAUUGACUUCAGGCUCGGGAGCUGGCCUAGUCCCUAUGCAAGAUUCCAUGGGGUCGGCAGCAGAGUUUCAAUCAGUUUAUUAUCCAUCUCAGUUUGGUGAAACUGACUAUCAUCUCUUUUUCCUUCUCACGCUCGGUGACUAUUUUGCUCUAACGUCGGACACUGCUCUUCUAUCCAAAUACUGGGACGGAACCAAGCUGCUCGUUCAGACUAUAGAGACACUGUAUCUUGAUCAUGCGACAAACCUACUUGCCAGCCCGUCUGCUUCCUGGUUUACCGCACAGGGCUAUCAAAACGCCACCGCACCAACUGCACUAUUCGCUACCAGUCUGAAGCAGCUCGCAACAGUUGCGACGUUAUUGAAUGAUACUGCGACAGCCAACUACUUCACGGGUCUCCAAGGAAAUCUGACCACAGCAAUAAACAGUCAACUAUGGAACCCGGAACAGGGUUUCUACUCCACAGCAGUCGGUAGUAGCACUGACACUUCCUUGCUAGCCACUGCAUUUACUAUUAAAGCAGGGAUUGCCAACAGCAGUCAAGCAACGAGUAGUAUCGAAGCCCUCUCCUCCCUGUUCUACCAAAUUGGCUACAAAGACUCUUCUGCAAUUGGAAGCGGUCCAGCAACACAGUUAUCCCCCAAUGUGCAAGGAUUUUUGCUUGAAUCGCUGUUUAUCGCCUACUCGCAACUCAAUGUUACUGCGGAUGUCGUGGUCCCCGUACUCAAAAACUUAUUUGAGCUUUUCUGGCCCGUGAUGCUCAACGAAAACGAGUACUACACAGGCACCAGCUGGGAGUACGUGUACCCUGACGGCAGUCCUGGCAUCGGGAUGUUCACUAGCUUGGCUCAUCCAUGGGGAGGGGCUCCUACUUAUGUCCUCACCGAAUAUAUUCUCGGUGUUAGGAGAGAAUUCAACAGCACAACAGGAGGAUAUGGCUGGAUUUUUGAUCCUGCCUUUGAAAUUUCACAAGCCUUGGGACUCACUUGGGCCAAAGGACGGGUGCCGGUCAUCGGAGGGGGUUGGAUUGAGGCGGAUUGGUCCGUCGAGAAUGGGAAUGUGACUUGGAAUGUCAAUACCAGUAACGCCGGCAAUUUGACGGUAGAUGUGCUAAUCUAG